Molecule: messenger RNA, 1761 nt
Organism: Candidozyma duobushaemuli
Lineage: Eukaryota; Fungi; Ascomycota; Pichiomycetes; Serinales; Metschnikowiaceae
Product: amino acid permease
Exons: 1
Coding region: 1-1761 (586 amino acids)
Biological process (GO): amino acid transmembrane transport
Cellular component (GO): membrane
Molecular function (GO): amino acid transmembrane transporter activity
Source: RefSeq, a predicted model, not a curated record
AUGCCCGAUAAAGAAAUAGACUACAUCACCUCGAGGGAGCAGGCCUCCUCCACCGAAAAGGAUGGUGGAAUCUACAUCAACGCAUUUGAUGCUGGCGAGCUGAAGCCCGAAAUGGGCAGAUGGGAGCGUUUCAAGGACAGUUUUAGACGUUUCGACGAGAAGGACUUGGGUCUUGAUCCCAACUUGUCCGACAUUGAGAAAACCGCCAUCAUCACCGCCAACUCGCCGUUGUCCCGUGCCCUUAAAGAUAGACAUUUGCAGAUGAUCGCCAUUGGCGGUGCCAUCGGUACUGGUUUGUUUAUUGGUUCCGGUAAGGUUUUGGCCAAUGGUGGUCCAGCCUCCGUUUUGAUCGCUUACGCUUUGAUUGGUGGCAUGAUUUACUCGACCGUCCACGCUUUGGGUGAAUUGGCUGUCACUUUCCCUGUUUCUGGUGCUUUCGUCACCUACAACACUCGUUUCAUGGACCCUUCGUGGUCGUUCGCCAUGGCCUGGAACUACGCCAUGCAAUGGUUGGUUGUCAUGCCUUUAGAAUUGGUCGCUGCCGCCAUUACUGUGCAAUAUUGGGAUGAUAAAACCAACUCGGCUGUUUACUGUGUAGCCUUUUACGUUUUGAUUAUGGCCAUCAACCUUUUUGGCGUCAAGGGUUACGGUGAAGCUGAGUUCAUUUUCUCUGCUAUCAAAGUCAUUGCCGUCAUUGGUUUCAUUAUCCUCGGUAUCGUUAUUGUCUGCGGUGGUGGUCCUCAAGGUGGCUACAUUGGUGGCAAAUACUGGCAUGAUCCUGGUGCUUUCAAUCACGGUUUCAAGGGUCUUUGUUCGGUUUUCGUCACUGCUGCUUUUGCUUUCGCCGGUACUGAGUUGGUUGGUUUGGCUUCCGCUGAGACCAAGAACCCAAGAAAGUCCCUUCCAAAGGCUACCAAGCAGGUUUUCUGGAGAAUUACCCUUUUCUACAUUGUUUCCUUGAUUAUCGUCGGCUGCAUGGUUCCAUACAACAACCCUGACUUGGAGAAGUCUGACGGUACUGCCAGAUACUCUCCAUUCGUCAUUGGUAUCAAGAAUGCCGGUAUUGGUGGUUUGCCCUCUGUCAUGAACGCUGUCAUUAUGAUUGCUGUUUUGUCUGUCGGUAACUCUUCCGUUUACGGUUCUUCCAGAACCUUGGCUGCCUUGGCCGCUGCCGGUCAGGCUCCUAAGAUCUUCAACUACAUUGACAAGCAGGGUAGACCAAUUUUCGGUAUUCUUCUUGCCGGUGUGUUCGGUUUGAUUUGUUUCAUCUCUGCUUCCGACAAGCAGGGUGAGGCUUUCGACUGGAUGAUGGCUCUUUCCGGUUUGUCCUCCCUUUUCACCUGGGGUUCUAUCUGCGCCUGUCAUCUUAGAUUCAGAUACGCCUUGAAGCUGAAGGGUAGAAACACCGACGAAUUGGCUUAUGUCUCUCAAGCCGGUAUCAUCGGUUCCAUCUACGGCCUUACUUUGAACUUCUUGGUUCUUGUUGCCCAGUUCUGGAUCGCCCUUUUCCCCAUUGGCGGUAGUCCAGAGGCUGAGACCUUCUUCAAGGCCUACUUGUCCUUCCCCAUUAUCAUCAUCUUCUACCUUGCUCACAAGAUCUGGAAGAAAAACUGGAGAUUGUAUAUCCCAAUUGCAGAGAUUGACAUUGACACCGGCAGAAGAGAGUUGGACUUGGAUCUUCUCAAACAAGAACUUGCCGAGGAAAAGGCCUACCUUCGCAGCAAACCGCUUUAUUUCAGGAUCUGGAACAUCUUCUGUUAA